UUGAAAGAAGCAGUCGUUGGUUUCUGGUUCGAUCAAAUAUCAGCAGUUUUUUUCUGGUCUUUCGCUGCCAUAAUGAGUGUAUUGCAGCGAAUGUUUGGAGGUAAGAAUAAGGAAAAUAUUCCGACAACUGAAGAUGCAAUCCAAAAACUGAGACAGACCGAGGAAAUGUUGGAGAAAAAGCAAGAAUUCUUGGAGAAAAAAAUCGAUAUGGAGAACGCAACAGCGAAAAAGCACGCCAAAACGAACAAGAGAAUUGCGCUGCAAGCCUUGAAAAGGCGGAAACGCUUUGAAAAACAGCUUAAUCAGAUUGAUGGAACUUUAUCGACCAUAGAAUUUCAGCGUGAAGCCUUGGAAAACGCUAACACAAACACCGAAGUUUUGAAGAAUAUGAAUUAUGCUGCUAAAACACUGAAGAGCAUUCAUCAAGUUCUCGAUGUGGAGGAUGUUCACGACAUUAUGGAUGAUAUUCAAGAACAGACAGAAAUUUCUAAAGAGAUUUCGGAGGCAAUCUGUGGUGUAGGUCUGAAUCAAGACUUCGAUGAUGAAGGACUCGAAGCCGAAUUGGAAGCCAUCGAACAAGAAAGUCUCAACAAAGAACUUCUUGGAAUGGAACGUCCUAACACAGGAUUACCGAACGUUCCAUCGACAGAUCCGUUAAUGAAAAACAAAACUAUGCGUGAUGAUGAUGACCUGAAAGAUCUCGAGGCCUGGGCUAUGUAAAAACUGAGAACUUUAUGUAGAACACAUUAUUAAUCGCAGACUCUUCUGAAGUAAACGAAGUUUAAUGUUCCGUAAGAUGGCUUGCUGAAAGAAAAUUGAGUUUGUACAGUAUCAGCUAAGCAUGUACCUUAACUGCAAAAUAAUGAACGUGUUAAAGCGUAUUUAUGCCGCUUCUAGAUUAAAAUUUAUGUGCACUGGGAAAGAAGCGUUAAUUAAUUUUGACAGAUUGUUAUGAUACAACGCAAGAGUUGUUCAAGAAAGAAAUAAAAUAAAACUGUGAUACAAUGAAAUAAAA
This is a messenger RNA of Pocillopora damicornis (cauliflower coral), 1015 nucleotides long. RefSeq names its product charged multivesicular body protein 4c. Gene Ontology annotation, biological process: late endosome to vacuole transport via multivesicular body sorting pathway; vesicle budding from membrane. The record is from RefSeq and is a predicted model, not a curated record. NCBI's taxonomy places the organism in Eukaryota, Metazoa, Cnidaria, Anthozoa, Scleractinia, Pocilloporidae. Gene Ontology annotation, cellular component: multivesicular body; ESCRT III complex; cytoplasmic side of plasma membrane.